AUGUACGAUGAUUUAAUGGAAGCUGAUGUUCUACCAGAAGAGGACUGUCCUCCUUGUUUUAUUGACGACAUUCUGCAGACACAAGAAGUGGGCAGGGGUGUUUAUGAUUCGGAGAACGACGCUAUCUUUAUUGGUCGGAUUUUCAGGAACAAGGCGGAUAUGCAAACAGCGCUAGCCAUAUAUGCAAUUAAGAGAUUUUUCAAUUUCAAGCAAGUAAGGUCUGAUAAAGAGAGGUUAAUAGUGCGAUGCGUUGACUUAUCAUGUCCAUGGAGGGUAUAUGGACAUAUAGCAGAAGGAUUAUCUGAGAAUAUGGUCGUUAGGAGAGCUACUUUGAACCAUACUUGUGAUGUCGCGACCCGGUCGCAAUACGGGAAGAAAGCCUCUUGUAAGGUUAUUGGUGAGGUAUUGAAAUCUAAGUAUUCCAAUGGAAAGAUUGGUCCUAGGGCAGUGGAUAUUCCCGACAUUGUACUCAGUGAGCUUCGUGUUUCUAUUAACUAUAUGAAGGCGUGGAAGUCAAGGGAGGUUGCAAUUUCUGCUGCGAGGGGAAGUGCUGAAGAAAGCUAUAAGUUGUUAUGCGUCUAUUUGUACUUACUGAAGAAAACAAAUCCAGGAACCAUUUACGAUGUUGUCAGUACUGGAAUUGGGACCCAGAAGUGCAAGUUCAAGUACUUGUUUUUCGCUUUUGGUGCUUGUAUUCAUGCUUCACACUUCAUGCGGAAAGUUGUCAUCAUUGAUGCAACCACUAUUAAAGCCAAAUUCAAAGGCUGUUUGCUAACUGCCAGCUUCCAAGAUGGUAAUUUUCAAAUAAUGCCCGUCGGCUUUGGGGUCGUAGAUGGAGAAAAUGAACCUGCGUGGAGUUGGUUCUUCAAACAACUAGCUACAAUAAUACCUGAUGAUGCAGACUUGGUUUUCGUUUCUGAUAGGCACAACUCCAUCUAUGCAGCAUUGAGGAAGGUAUAUCCGCUUGCAAAACAUGGGGCAUGUUCUGUCCAUCUUUAUCGCAACGUCAAAAGCAUAUAUGCUAGACAGAAAGGCCUUGGUUAUUUGGUUGCAAAAGCAGCUGCUGCUUACACUGUGGGUGAGUUUCGGAACAAAUUUGAUGAAAUUGAAAGAAGGAGUCCAGCAUGUGCUAACUACCUUAGAGGGAUUGGUAUGUCUCACUGGACACGUGUUUACUUUCAAGGGAAGCGAUACAACAUAAUGAGUAGUAACGUGGCUGAGUCUUUGAAUGCUGCUUUAGCAAAGUCGUUGGAGUUUCCAAUUGUGUCCAUGGUGGAAUCAAUCCGUAUGAUGUUGAUGAGAUGGUUUUACUGCCGUCGGGAAAAGGCGAACAAGCAUAGAAGUCCAGUAACACCAGAGGUAGAAGAGUUACUCAUGAGGAAUCUAUCAGAGUCUGCCGAGUUAACUGUAAAACCAGCUAGUUUCUCCAUCUACCAAGUUAAUAGUAGCGACGGGGCUGGCUUCACAGUGGAUAUUGAGAGGAAAACCUGCAGCUGCAAAGUGUUUGACACCCUUGGCAUUCCUUGUAGCCAUGCACUAGCAGCUGGAAGGGUUAAUCGCACACCAAUUGUAGACAUGGUAGAAGAGUAUUACAAGAUUGAGGGCCUCAGAAGUGGUUAUAGCUGUGUGAUAAUGCCUGCGCCAACUGCAGAGAAUGAAGACGUCCCAGAGGAGUUGGUUAACUCCGAGAAGCUGCCACCACAGUCCAGUGCCCCACCUGGCCGCCCAAGGAAGAAAAGGAUUCUGUCUAGGGGCGAGAGUUCGGUAAUGGAAAGAGGACGAGGCAGCGUAGCGCAGGUAGAUGUUCAAGGUGUUUUGGGACUGGCCAUAACAGGGCCACCUGUAAGAAUCCAAUACCGUAAUGGGGUGAUGCGAACUAUAGACAAGCGUACUGCUCAUUUUGGAUUGUACAUAGGUUGCAGCAAAUGUAAUCGGUUAAGUAGUGGAUAA
This is a messenger RNA of Capsella rubella, 1950 nucleotides long. RefSeq lists its product as uncharacterized. The coding region runs from base 1 to 1950 and encodes 649 amino acids. The transcript is spliced from 3 exons. The record is from RefSeq and is a predicted model, not a curated record. Gene Ontology annotation, molecular function: zinc ion binding. NCBI's taxonomy places the organism in Eukaryota, Viridiplantae, Streptophyta, Magnoliopsida, Brassicales, Brassicaceae.